UAACAACACAAUAUAUUAUCAAUACCGCUAUUCGAAUAAAACCAUAAUGACACGUUAAUCUAUCUAAACGAAAUGAAUUGAAUAAGUAUUAAUAAAUAUAUAAAUAACAUUAUAAUUUUACACAGUAAUGGAGUAUUACAAUUCUGAAAAGGAAAUUAGGAAAUGCUCCUUAGAAAGAAACACUACUAGGCAAAACGAAAAGGAGAAAAGCAGACAUCAAAAGCAGACAACAAAACAUUAUGCAGCUAAACAAAAUCAAGAUGAAAACGGAUCCGCCAAACAAAAACAAGAAGAAAACAAAUCUGCCAAACAAAACCAAGAAGAAACGGAUCUGCCAAACAAAACCAAAAAGAAUUGCUACAGAAGAAAAGAAGAGGAGAAAAGAAAGAGAGGAGGAGAGGAGGAAAAGGAGCGGAUCUGCAAGAUCUUUGCCAGGGCCUCCCGCCAAACCGCUGCACCGCCGGACAGCCGAACCACUAGACGGCCGCAUAGCCGGAUCGCCAAACUAUCGGACCGCUGCAACGCCACAUCUUUUUCGAUCUGUCUUGCCACAUCUACAACGCCAGUAUAGCUCAACUCCUCCAUUAAUUUGUACGUCGCUGGACCUUGAAGUCUUGAAGCUGCCCUGCUUAGUUAUGGAUGAAGGAGAGAGAGGGUUUGGUGAGGUCGUUGGGGAGAAAUAAGGUUUGGUGUGAGAGGAAAACUUAAGCAUAGAAAACAGGGGCAAUUUUGGAAACAUGGAAAAGUUUAAAAGUCAAGGUCUUAUUUAAUUACAUACGGAAACUUAAACUCCUAUUUAGCACCAUUUCUCAAUAAAAAAAUUAAAAUAUAUACUUUGUACUUUAUUAGUAAAAUAGAAUAAAAAUUAUAUGAAAAAUAGCUAAAAUUGUAUUCUAUAAUAACUUCGGUUAAUACAACGAGAAGAAAACUAAACUCAACUUUACAUUUUCUUAUUAUCACAGAAUUCAGUGUGCGAAAUUAAAUAUUAC
Molecule: messenger RNA, 989 nt
Organism: Cuscuta europaea
Lineage: Eukaryota; Viridiplantae; Streptophyta; Magnoliopsida; Solanales; Convolvulaceae
Source: the annotation of a GenBank genome assembly